Messenger RNA from Odocoileus virginianus texanus, 3136 nucleotides. Lineage: Eukaryota; Metazoa; Chordata; Mammalia; Artiodactyla; Cervidae. The record is from RefSeq and is a predicted model, not a curated record.
UUCAAGCUACCAACAUUCCUGAGAAUUUAACCUUCGACUCUUGUGAGCUGGUCCAAGCUGGCAGCAGUGCAGUCCAGGUGACCACCAUGUCAGUGAGAGUGCGCUUCCUGUCCUCCGGGGACACGGGGACCGUGGGGGUCAUGGGCCGGAGUGCCUCCUUCGCGGGCUUCAGCAGCACCCAGGGCCGGAGGAUCUCAAAGUCCGUCCACAGGAACUCAGUGAGGUCCCGGAUGCCCGUGAAAUCCUCCAAGACGUACGGCACGCUGCGGAAGGGGUGCGUCUGCUCGGACCCCAAGCCCCAGCAAGUGAAGAAGAUCUUCGAAGCGCUGAAGAGGGGGCUCAAGGAGCAUCUGUGCGCCCAGCAGGCUGAGCUGGAUUUCCUGACAGGACGCCACAAGGACACCCGCAGGAAUUCCAGGCUGGCUUUCUAUUACGACCUGGACAAGCAAACACGCUCAGUGGAGAGGCACAUUCGGAAGAUGGAGUUUCACAUCAGCAAGGUGGACGAGCUCUACGAGGGCUACUGCAUCCAGUGCCGCCUGCGCGACGGCGCCUCCAACAUGCAGCGGGCCUUCUCCCGGUGCCCGCCCAGCCGCGCCUCCCGAGAGAGCCUGCAGGAGCUGGGCCGCAGCCUGCAGGAGUGCACCGAGGACAUGUGGCUCAUCGAGGGGGCCCUGGAGGUUCACCUGGGCGAGUUCCACGUCAGGAUGAAAGGCUUGGUGGGCUACGCACGUCUUUGUCCUGGAGACCAGUACGAGGUGCUCCUGCGUCUGGGCCGCCAGCGAUGGAAGCUGCGGGGCCGCAUCGAGUCUGACGACAGCCAGACCUGGGACGAGGAGGAGAAGGCCUUCAUUCCUACCCUGCACGAGAACUUCGAGAUCAAGGGCAGGUGCUGCAGGAGCAACGGGGCAGACACACACUUCCCCUACUCUGGUGCCCGUUCUGACCAGUUGGGGCCCGUCUGUCCUUUCUCCCUGGGGGUGAGCUGGGUGGACGUGGAUGGCCCACUGGAUACCGAGAGCUUCCUGGUGUCACCCAGCGCCCCGGGCAAGUUCUCCAUAGGCAGCAGGAGGGGCUCCUUGUACAACUGGACACCCCCAAACACCCCCAGCUUCCGGGAGAGAUACUACCUGUCUGUCCUGCAGCCGCGGGCACAGCAGGCCUUGCUGCUGAACAGGCCAAGGGCCCCCUCGGUCCUCAGCUGCCUGUCCGAUGGCGACCUUCAGAGCCCUGGCCUGAGGAGCCGCAGUCAGGAGCUGCCCGAGAUGGACUCCUCCAGCUCCGAGGACCCCCGAGACACGGAGCCCAGCAUGUCAGCAUCCACCUUGGACGUGGGCGUCCUGCCCGCGGCCAUGGGCCCCAACUCCUCCAUUGAAGAGGAGGCCCAAGAGGACCCCCCGCCCCUGGGCCUCCUGCCGGACAUGCUGCGCUUGGCGCAGGGCUCGUUCGUGGAGCAGCCGGGCUGGAGAGACUUGGGGGUGGGAACCCCCGACCUGUCACGGGGCUCCCCCUUCCACAACCACGGGCUCCCGGGGAGCCAGGAGGGCCCUGACGAAGGAGACCCCGAGGACACGGCGGGUAGGCCUGGGCUGCCCCUCGAGAGGCCUCUGCAGGAGGUCCUGGACCUACUGAGGCCCAUGGACCCCGCGCCGCCGCAGCUCCGGGAGCUGGAGUACCAGGUCCUCGCCUUCAGGGACCGGCUGAAGCCCCGCCGAGCUCGCCGGGAGCAUGCAUCCGCCGAGAGCCUGAUGGAGUGCAUCCUGGAGAGCUUCUCCUUCCUCAACGCCCACAUCGCCCCCCACGAGUUGGCCCUGUUUGGGGAAGCCCAGGGCCUGCGAAAGGACAAGAGUCCACCUCCACCACCAUCGCUGAAAGCGUCGUCCCGGGAGCUCACGGCUGGCUCCCCAGAGCUGGACGUGCUGCUCACAGUUCACCUCCAGGUCUGCAAAGCGCUGCUGCAGAAACUGGGCUCCCCUAAUCUGUCGAGGAUGGUCCAGGAGUGCCUUCUGGAAGAAGCUGCACAGCAGAAGCAGGUUCUGGAGACGCUGUCCGUGCUUGACUUUGAGAAGGUCAGCAAAGCGAUGUCCAUUGAGGAGAUCUUCCCGCAGGCCACACGGAGGAAGGGCUGCCUGAAGCUCUGGAGAGGCUGCAUGGGGCCCGGCGCCGCCCUGUCCUGCCCGGGGAUGAUGCUGCUGGACCAGCUCAAGAAGACGUUCCUGCACAGAGUCAGAGGGAAAUACCCGGGACAGCUCGAGAUAGCCUGUCGCAGGCUCCUGGAGCAGGUGGUCAGCUGCAGCGGGCUGCUGCCUGGAGCCGGGCUCCCCGAGGAACAGACCGUCACCUGGUUCCAGUUUCACAGCUACCUGCGGAGGCAGAGCGUCUCCGACCUGGAGAAGCACUUUGCCCAGCUCACCAAAGAAGUAACGCUCUUGGAGGAGCUGCAGUGUGGGCCCCAAGCCAGGACAGUCAGGAAGCUGCAGGGGAAGCGGCUGGGCCAGCUCCAGCCCCUGCCGCAGACACUGAGGGCCUGGGCGCUGCUCCAGCUGGACGGACCCCCCCGGGCGUGCAGAGCGGCCAGCGCCCGCCUGGCUGGUGCGGCCAGAAACAAGAGCUUUCGGGAAAAGGCCUUGCUCUUCUACACCAAUGCCCUGACUGAAAAUGAUGCAAAACUCCAGCAAGCUGCAUGCGUGGCGCUAAGACAUCUCCGGGGCGUGGAAAGCAUCGAUCAGCUCGCCAGCCUGUGCUGGUCUGACGUGGAGGCUGUGCGCGCGGCUGCCCGGGAAACCACGCUGUCUUUUGGGGAGAAAGGCCGCUUGGCUUUUGAGAAGAUGGACAGGCUCUGCUCAGAACAGAGAGAAGCGGCCUUUGGCCAGGAGGCAGACGUUGAAAUCACAAUCUUUUAAAAAGCCUCAGCUGACGGGCUCAAAUCCGGCAUCCCUGUCUGUGCUGUGCCUGGCCCCAACACAGGGAGGAUUUUGGGGGGGGGGUGCAGCAGUGGGGGGCAGGCUGAGUGCUCCCCCAGAAGCGUCAGCUGGCCAAGCUGCUCCCUGACCGUCCCGGCCAGUUAUGAAGCCCCGGGGCAGAGCAAGCACCGCACUUUGAGGGCCGCACUCCGGUCCGCCUUUGGCUUUGAGCA